AUGGUUUGGUGGGAGUUUGCUUUGAUGGCACCACAAAGCUCCAUUUUUGUGAAAAAGGAGUUAAAACAGCCGCUAAAAAACUAUCAGGACGAUAUUUGGAAAUCUGUUUUCAAGCCUCUAUAUGAUACUCCGCUGGAAGUCCUUGGGUUUUCCAGCAGGAUUUCGCUCCAGCUCACAAGGCCAGGUCAACUCAGCAUAGGCUGCAAAAGAACAUUCCAGAGUUCAUCUCUGCCUCGGAUUAGCCCUCAGGAAGUUCUGAUCUCAACCUACUAG
Molecule: messenger RNA, 273 nt
Organism: Nezara viridula (southern green stink bug)
Lineage: Eukaryota; Metazoa; Arthropoda; Insecta; Hemiptera; Pentatomidae
Source: the annotation of a GenBank genome assembly